Pundamilia nyererei is the source of this 2296-nucleotide messenger RNA. It is a transcript of the gene xrra1, whose product is annotated as X-ray radiation resistance associated 1. Gene Ontology annotation, cellular component: nucleus. Gene Ontology annotation, molecular function: protein binding. The coding region runs from base 115 to 1950 and encodes 611 amino acids. Lineage: Eukaryota; Metazoa; Chordata; Actinopteri; Cichliformes; Cichlidae. The transcript has 17 exons. The record is from RefSeq and is a predicted model, not a curated record.
UCGUCUUACGUGCUGUUGCUAAGAUACAGAGAGCUACACUGAAGCUCGGGAUCAAACACAUUGUAGCAGUUUUUUGACAUAGUGUGGUGAUAAAUGGAUUAGGCUGCAGUCAGGAUGACUUCAGAGUCCUACACCGCUGACGCAGGGCGGAGCUAUCCUGUAAAUUGUUUCCCUGCCGGGACUUCACACCACAGAAGACGAGACGGUGCUGGGCACUGGCUUGCAGCUUACAGGGAGGCAGAGGAGCAAAAAUACAGGCAUCAACGUAGGAGAACAAAAGCAGCUUAUAAAAAAUGUGAGAGCGAGCUGGCUGAUACUUCUCAUGGAGUCACAUUAGACAGAGCUUUCCUGCUCCAGUUGCAUCAUGUUGACAGACCCUCUGAGCUCUGUUCUCUGGACAUCAGCGAGCAGAAACUAAGCUCUGUCAAACCAGAAGAACUCGAGGUGUUUGAUAACGUGGCUUACAUCAACGCAUCUAUUAACUCCCUCUCUCUAGGAUCUUUCAGUAGUUUUGUGUCUCUAAGAGAACUCAACCUGUCAUUAAAUGAGGUUAGCGACUUGAUGUUUGAUGCUGCUGCCUUCCCUCUUCUCGAGGUUCUGGAUUUGUCCUACAACUGCUUAUCACCUGAUGCUAUUGUUUCUCUCGGUUGGCUCACACGUCUUAAGGUCCUUCAUCUAACUGCAAAUCAGCUUCAGCGUCUCCCUCCUAAUCUGGGCUCCUCACACCAAGACCCCACUCAGCUGCCGGCUAAAGAUGAAGACACAUGCUUUCAAGCUCUAGAAGUCCUGAUGCUUGAUGAUAAUGAACUGACCUCUGGAGUCUUCAGCAGCCUUAAAAACCUAACGAGGCUAAAGCAUUUAAGCCUACAGGGGAACUGCAUUUCUGAAAUACCGUUCAUGCAACUGGUGGGUUUUUCCAAACCUGUGCAGACUGCCACUGAAGAAGAGGAGGAAGAGGCACUCGCUCACUCGGAGCCUUCCGAUCAGUAUUUGACAAGAAUCUCAGAGAUCUUUCGCAAACACAACUGGGAGCAGAACCGCAAAGAAUCCAGUUUACCUCUUCCAGCGCUGCAGUACCUCAACCUAGCUGACAACAAGGUUGCUAAGGAGGAAGCACUGAUGGCUGCCACUCUUUUCCCGAUGCUUCGUGAAAUUGAUAUUCAGUUCAACCCCAUAACCACGCGGAGGAGAGGAGACCCUCCCUUGCUAACCUACAUGCAGGAGAGACUUGGAAUAACAAUAAAGCAGAAGAAAACACCGGAGGUUGUGAAGCGCCCGCUGAAAGUGUCCACUGAACCAAAAUGGAAGGUGGAUGAAAAAAUACCAAAGGUGUCAAAGAAGCUAAUACUGCUGAAUCCACAAAGCCAGGCUGGCAAAAAUGAAGGCAAAAACAGCAGAAACCACACCUUCCAUGAAAAAAGAAAACCCUUCUUUCUUACUCAGGCAGCAGAUGGACCUGAGUUUGAAUUUGGUCUUCUUCCUGAAGACAAAGAAACUGCAGACAGCAAGGAGAGAAAGCAGUUUGAUUUCUUGAUGGAUGUCGAACCGAACCCUCGUGUGCUCAAGCUCAAUGGAAUUCAAACAGCUGUUCGGAUGCUGGAGCACACACUGAAGAAUCUCCAUGUUUACAGGGACUCGAAACCAAAGCUCGACAGCAUCCAGACGCCGUACAGGGAGCGAGAGAAAAGGAUUAAGGAGCUGCCACCUCUGAAACCUGUGAAGCAGCUGACUGAAAGGGUAGAGGACAUGAUCAAAGAAAUCAGAGAGAGUAAAACAGUAAAAGUGGUCCCUUUAGCCACUGCCCUACACAGCAGCGGUGUCAGUAAGCAAGAAUAUAAGGAAGCUCUCUCGCUGAUGAGGGACAUGAAAAGAACAUAUAAGAUGGUCCACGUGAAAACAAUGGAGCAAGAAGCCGCCAUCAAGUCUGACAGAGACUCUGACCAAAUCUGAGUUGAAUCUCCAUCUGUUUAAAAGUCACAUCCAAAUAAUUAGCCGAGCAGAUUUUCUUUGGCUUGAAAUGUUUUCUUUGUAUUACUGUGAGUAGAAAUAAGUAAAUCGAGCAAUGUUUUGCUCAACUAUCAGCUCUAGAGUUGAAGUGCAGAGUUCACAAAGCUCAAGCAGAUGCAAGGGUGUCUAAUUGUAACUAAAAGAGUGUGCCACUGUCUGCUCCCCGUAAGCCUGACAGUUCUGAGCAGCUGUGCCGCCACGGCUGUGACCAGAAUCCAUCCAGGAUGAAUGCAUUGUAUUCAUUAGGAGUUUGUCAGUAGAGCUCAUUGCAAAAACAGAAAGUAGAGAG